AUGGCCGAUUCCAGGCGGCAGUCGCUGUUCUUCGCCACGGUUCCAGAUUUACAGAGACUCUGUGCUGUCCGGAUAGUGCUGCGCAGGGGGCCGGCAGACCCUGAGGUUCGGAGCACACAAAUGAAGAUGUGCAGGCAAUUGCUGUUUUUACACGAAGAUAUUCUUGCAUCGCCUGUGCCUGGAAUAUUUAGCCAAAUUUGGGUGGUGAUGGCGAUACCAUUUUAUAAAGCUGGAAAACUUAAUGCCUAUAUUGAAAAAUAUGGAGCUAAGGCAGAGGCGCCACAAAGAGUAAUUCCUGUAAUUCUUCAAAACUGCCUUUCGUAUUCCCUCACGGCUAGACUUGCUCCAGCCUGGAAUAAAACUGGCCAUCUCUUGGUGCAAGGAAGAGAGUUUCUUUCUCAGAUGGGAAAGCAAAAUGCCGUUGUAUUAGACAUCAAUGUAACAGAAAGUCAAGUUUGUCUAAGUGUAGAAGCUUACACAGUCAGACUGCCGCCACCUGAGCUAAAAGAAUUUGGUAUUUCGCAAAGUGUCAUAAAGGAGUUUGACGCUCACGAGAAUGCUGUCAUUGAGGGGCACUCGAUUUUAAGCGACUGGUGCUAUGUGUUGCCAAGUAUGAAAAUGGGACAGAUACUAAGUAUUGUUCAUACCGCGCCCCCUGACUCUCCUUUUCACUCAUAUAAAGAUUUCCAGAUGCACUGGGAUGCCCUGUACGGCUAUAAACUUCCAGAAGACCAUGGAAGCACUAACGUAUACUGCAGCAUCUACUUCAGGACCAUAGGCGGGAGGGUCUUCACAUACCCUCUCAGCUGCAUCCGAAGUCAGCCCGUACAGUUCUUUCCGAGGGUGGAUUUGGAAGGUGUGUUGAAAAGUUUUCUUUCAGAUUUAAAGGCUAAAUUGCCCCAUAUAUGUGGAUUUCCCAUUAAGAUGACAACGAAAUCGUGCUACUACACCCAAGAACUAACUAAACCACGAAUACAGGAAAACAAAAUCAAGCCACCCAAUCUGACCUCAAAACAAAUGUUGCAGUGCUCUCUGACUCAGGCCCCUUCCACAGGACCCUCCCCGGCCCAACGCCUGCCACCACGUUCGGGAGCCCUGGACCCCAGGGUGGGGCUUCGGGUCGGCCAGCAGAAGCCCUGCAGGCCCUCAGCUCCACCUCCGCGGCUCGGCUCUGCUCGGAGCCGCAGGGAAGCCCCGUCUGCCGAGGAGGCACUGCAAGUGCGAGUGCGUCUGGAAGCAGCAAAGCCCACGAGAGGGAGCGCUCACGCUGAAGACGCGAGUUUUAGCUCCCAAGGUGACAUGGCCGCUAAGCUCGUACCAGCCUUCAAAAGUCGGUCAGGACAGAUGAACAAAAAUGUCUCAGAACCCGGCGACCUGGAACGAAAACCGCAUGUUAUGGAAUCGAAGUUUUUGCUUAAAACCAAUGUGAUCCAACAUGACAGACCAAAUUUAGACCCAGCUAUUAAACAAAGAUCUAAUCGUAACACUCAGACGAAUGCUAGGAAUUUAAACCAGAAGACUUCUAGACCUCUGCAAGAAAAAAAGACUGAGUCCUGUGAAGAUGUGACAAGAUAUCCCCCUUUUAAUGGAAAAUCAUCAGCUGCGAGUAUCAAUGGAAGUCAGCGACUCUCUGGUAGCUCAGGAUUUCAGAUGUCAGAUAAGAGAUUACGUGGGGUAAGAAGGGCCGUUGACUGCCAGGUGAAUGGGAAAGAAAUUUUAACAAGCAAAUACAUAGCACAGAUUUUAGGGAAAGGCCACGAGUCACUACAAGUGAAAAGACCACAUAUUUUUGAGUCAGACACGGAAAUGGAAGAUACCCAACUACUGCAUCAGUCAGUAAAUCCAACUACAGAAAUUGAUGUAAGUGACCACAGAUUGAUAGCAAGCAGAACAGCCCACAAGUCCAAAAGGAAGCUGUGUCAGGGGUCUUCAAAAACUGCCAGGCAGCCUGGUUCCAGUAGUACCCAUCGUGGACAGUCCAGUUCUUCUGUGAACCAGAUACAUGACUUGGACAGAUCAAAACCUAAGAAACCUCUCAUCCCUGAAGCUUACAACAUGGGUAUGAAAACAGGAAAUACCCAUCAGGCCGAGGCCUUCAGCUCCUUGGAGCCGGAGCCAGGGCCACAUGAUUUCUUCCCAGAAGAGGGUACUUUCCCCGCGGGGGUGGCUUCCCAGAAGCAACAGAUGUUCGGCCUCAAAGACAAAUUCGACCUCAUCUCUUAA
This is a messenger RNA of Pteronotus mesoamericanus, 2223 nucleotides long. It is a transcript of the gene CUNH18orf63, whose product is annotated as chromosome unknown C18orf63 homolog. The record is from RefSeq and is a predicted model, not a curated record. The coding region runs from base 1 to 2223 and encodes 740 amino acids. Lineage: Eukaryota; Metazoa; Chordata; Mammalia; Chiroptera; Mormoopidae. The transcript is spliced from 13 exons.